Messenger RNA from Hyla sarda, 3849 nucleotides. RefSeq names its product HECT and RLD domain containing E3 ubiquitin protein ligase 4 (gene HERC4). Gene Ontology annotation, molecular function: ubiquitin protein ligase activity. Gene Ontology annotation, cellular component: cytoplasm. The transcript has 26 exons. Gene Ontology annotation, biological process: ubiquitin-dependent protein catabolic process; protein ubiquitination. Bases 316 to 3486 code for a protein of 1056 amino acids. Lineage: Eukaryota; Metazoa; Chordata; Amphibia; Anura; Hylidae. The record is from RefSeq and is a predicted model, not a curated record.
GUACUCAGGCUCCCCCUCCCGGUAACCCAGAACUCCCUGGAAUGUUCCACCCCCUCCCCCGGUCACCGCGCGCAGCAUAUACGUCACUGAGCCGCCCGGAGUCGCCGAGUGUGUGAACGUGGAGACUUCGGGUUGCAACACAUAACAGCAGUGUGCCGUGAAUCCAUCCUGAGCAAGAAUCUUUUUGCUGACUAAAAUAAAUAAAUAUAUUGAAAGAGAAAUUGAAGCAGAAAGUUUUUAAAGCACCCCAAUGUCCUAGCUGUAAAAGAAACUCACCAUUCUGCAGUCCUGGAAUAUCGCUGAAUCCCACCAAACAUGUUGUGCUGGGGAAAUGCUUCCUUUGGACAGCUGGGACUAGGUGGAAUUGAUGAAGAAAUAGUUUUAGAGCCCCGAAGAUGUGACUUCUUCUCCAACAAAUUUGUCCAGGAUGUUGGGUGUGGAAGCCGACAUAGUGUUUUUGUACUGAAUGAUGGGACCGUCUACACAUGUGGGUGCAAUGAUCUAGGUCAACUAGGUCAUGACAAAGGUAGAAAAAAGCCAGAGCAAGUUGGAGCCCUUGAUGCACAGAAUAUUGUUGCUGUCUCAUGCGGGGAAGCACACACAGUCGCACUAAAUAACAAAGGUCAAUUGUUCUCUUGGGGUCUGGCUAAGGAUGGACAGCUAGGGUUUUCAGUCAUAGAAGAAUAUAUCAGAGUACCAAGAAAUAUAAAGAGUUUAUCUGAUGUGCAGAUUGUGCAGGUAGCCUGUGGUCAUAUGCACUCAAUUUCCCUCUCCAGAGAAAGUGAAAUUUUUGUUUGGGGAGACAACAGAUAUGGCCAGCUUGGAUUGGGGUGUGAAUUUAAGAGAGAGACUACACCAAGACUGUUGAAGUCUCUAUCUGGGAUCCCCUUUUACCAGAUUUCUGCAGGGGGAGGACAUAGUUUUGCUCUGACGCCAUCAGGAGCAGUUUUUGGUUGGGGGCGGAACAAAUUUGGACAACUUGGUCUCAGUGAUGAAGUGGACAGAUAUUGUCCAUGUCUUCUCAAAUCAUUGCGUAGUCAGAAAAUUGUACAUAUCUGCUGUGGUGAAGAUCAUACUGCUGCACUAACAAAGGAAGGUGGAGUUUUUACUUUUGGAGCUGGAGGAUAUGGACAACUUGGUCACAAUUCUACAAACCAUGAAGUCAAUCCCAGAAAAGUGUUUGAGCUUAUGGGAAGCAUUGUCACACAAAUCACUUGUGGAAGACAACACACUCUAGCUUUUGUUCCUUCAUCUGGUCGUAUCUACUCGUUUGGACUUGGUGGCAAUGGACAACUAGGAACUGGGUCAACAUGUAACAGAAAAAGUCCUUUUACUGUAAAAGGAAACUGGAUAUCACACAAUGAUUACUCCCAGAAUCCUGACAGAAUAGAGUACUACUGUGUUAAGAAAAUUUUCUCUGGUGGAGAUCAAAGCUUUGCACAUUACUUUCAUGUACAGAACUGCCUUCCACCAGAUGACUUCAGAAAGUGUAACCAUUCCAGGCAAAUAUUGACCAUAAAUGAGGAGCUUAUACAACGAUGGUUGAAUUUCUCAUCAGGAAGACUUCCAUUAGAUAUAGUGAAUGAAAUUGACAAAGUCUUCUCAACAGCUGCUUGUAUAAAUGGAAGUUUUCUCUCCACCAGCAAUGAUGAUCAUUACCGCACAAGUGCCAAGUUCUCAGGGAUAGAUAUGAAUGCUGCUAGACUCCUUUUUCACAAACUAUUGGAAUCUGCCCAGCCCCAAACGGUACAGCAGGUGGCUGCUAGUUUGGAAAAGAAUCUAAUACCAAAAUUGCCAAGCUCGCCACCUGACAUUGAGGCUUUAAGACUGUACCUCACGUUACCAGAGUGCCCUCUUAUGGCAGAUCCAAACAACUUUUCUAUUUUAGCGAUUCCUUUUGGGACUGCAAUUGUUAAACUUGAAAAGGCUCCUUUAAGAGUUCUAGAAAACUGGUGGUCUACACUUGAGAACCCAGUGUUCAUGCGGCUAGUAGAUCUUUUUAAAAAUGUUGUGUUGCAUCUAUUGAAAUUUGCAAAAAUUGGAAUUCCUCUUACGGAAAGAAGAAUUUUCAACACCUUCCUUAAUACAGCUCUGAAAGUUUUGGAGAGUCUGCAUAGGGUAAAUGAAAGAUCAGGACAAAUUAUACCUUAUGAUAAGUUCUACAUUCAUGAAAUACAAGACUAUAUAGAUAUCCGGAAUGAUUAUGUGGCUUGGAUCCAGCAACGAGCACUUUGUAUGGACGUAAACCAGGGAUUACCAGAGGGACCAGAUGGUACACUCACUAUUUGUACAUAUCCAUUUGUUUUUGAUGCACAAGCAAAGACAACUCUGCUACAGACUGAUGCAGUCAUACAGAUGCAGAUGGCAGUUGAUCAAGCCAACAGACAGAACUUUUCAUCCAUGUUUCACCCAGUAGUUGAAUCCGUAGAUCCUUGCCUAAUUUUAAUAGUCCGUAGAGACAACAUUGUGGGAGAUGCUAUGGAAGUUUUAAGGAAAACUAAAAACAUUGAUUACAAGAAACCUUUAAAGGUCAUUUUUGUGGGUGAAGAAGCUGUUGAUGCUGGUGGAGUACGUAAAGAGUUUUUCUUGCUCAUAAUGAGAGAACUUCUAGAUCCAAAGUAUGGAAUGUUUCGUUUCUAUGAAGAUUCCAGACUCAUUUGGUUUUCUGAUCAGACCUUUGAGGACAGUGAUUUGUUCCACCUCAUUGGUGUGGUUUGUGGCUUAGCUAUAUACAAUUUUACAAUUGUUGAUCUUCACUUCCCUUUGGCUUUAUAUAAAAAACUUUUGAAGAAAAAGGCUACUUUAGAUGAUUUAAAGGAGCUCAUGCCAGAGGUUGGCAGGAGCAUGCAACUGCUGUUGGACUACAUGGAAGAUGACAUUGAAGAGACGUUCUGUCUGAAUUUUACAGUUACAGUAGAUAAUUUUGGAACUACAGAAAUCAGGAAACUAAUUCCUAAUGGUUCAGAGAUCACUGUGACCCAGAAAAACAAGCAAGAAUUUGUAGACUGCUAUGUGGACUACAUCUUCAAUCAGUCGGUGGCAUCGCUAUUUAAUGCGUUUCAUGCAGGCUUUCACAAAGUGUGUGGAGGAAGAGUCCUAGAGCUCUUCCAACCGAAUGAGCUGCAGGCCAUGGUUAUCGGCAACACAAACUAUGACUGGAAGGAACUUGAAAAGCAUACAGAAUAUAAAGGAGAGUACUGGGCAGAUCAUCCUACCAUAAAAUUAUUUUGGGAGGUUUUCCAUGAAUUACCCCUUGAAAAGAAAAAGCAGUUUUUAUUGUUUUUGACUGGCAGUGACCGGAUACCUAUUCUUGGAAUGAAAAGUUUAAAACUUAUAAUCCAGCCUACAGGAGGAGGAGAAGGUUUCCUACCUGUGGCCCACACAUGUUUCAAUCUCUUGGAUCUCCCAAAAUAUACUAGCAGAGAGACACUACGGAAAAAACUGAUACAGGUUAUUGACCAUUAUGAAGGAUUCAGUCUUGCAUAAAGAUUUUUCUUCACUUCAACUUGACCUUGCAGCCUUGAGUAACUGAGCCAUGCUAAGAUUACAUUUAUUCUAUAAAGAUUCUAUAUAAAUCUAGUUUAUGUACAUAAGCUAUGUAAACUAGUUUAUAUUUGUUUUUGCAGUUUGGACAAACCACCUGUACAGGCUGUGUAAAGCACUUUGUACAUAACCAUCAGUUUCUUCCAUCUAAAAAAUUAAUUGGGAAUUAAUUGGACAGGACCUUGGAUUUUCUCUCCAAUUAGUGUAUUUCAUUAUGUCGGUAUUGUAUAUUACACUUUAAACACAUUGUAAAGAACUCUGUGAAAAUAAAUCAAAGUUUUUACUUUAGGUUUUGAAGUAUUUUCU